Molecule: messenger RNA, 1961 nt
Organism: Cornus florida
Lineage: Eukaryota; Viridiplantae; Streptophyta; Magnoliopsida; Cornales; Cornaceae
Exons: 15
Coding region: 360-1607 (415 amino acids)
Biological process (GO): biosynthetic process
Cellular component (GO): cytoplasm
Source: RefSeq, a predicted model, not a curated record
UUCACUUCUCUUAACAGAGCAGUGCGUGACGCAGAUAAAGAUAUUCGACCAGACAACGUCGCAUUGUAUUGUAUUGUAUUGUAUUGUUUGAGGUCGCAGAUUCAGAAAGAAAGACAGAGAGACUGUUACCUGCUAACCGUCACUUUGAUUGGACUCCAUCACCCACCGUAACGUCUCUCUCCCAAAUACUUCCUCCUCAGCAUUCAAAACUUUAAAACCUUUUGAACCCACUACUUUAUACCAUUGGUUUCCACAUACAAAUCAACAAUACUUUAUUGUUUCCUUCUGUGAAACCAGAGAUUUGUGAACAUAGCGUUUUUUGGACCUGAGGAUCUAGGGUUUUUUUUUUUUGUUUUGAGAUGGCGACUUUGGAGGAGAAGGUGGUUGCAGUGAUCAUGGUGGGUGGACCCACCAAAGGUACAAGGUUUCGGCCGCUUUCGUUCAAUACUCCAAAGCCUCUCUUCCCUUUGGCUGGUCUGCCAAUGGUUCACCACCCUAUCUUAGCUUGUAAAAGGAUUCCCAAUUUGGCACAAAUUUUUCUCAUUGGAUUCUACGAGGAGCGAGAGUUCAGUUUAUAUGUAUCUUCAAUCUCCAAUGAGCUUAAAGUCCCAGUGAGAUAUUUGAAAGAGGACAAACCUCAUGGUUCAGCUGGUGGCCUCUAUUAUUUCAGGGAUCUGAUUAUGGAAGAUGCACCUUCACAUAUUUUUUUGCUGAAUUGCGAUGUUUGUUGCAAUUUUCCACUUCCAGACAUGCUUGAGGCACAUAGAAGGUAUGGUGGAAUGGGCACAUUGUUAGUAAUCAAGGUUUCUGCUGAAUCGGCCAACCAGUUUGGUGAGUUGGUUGCUGAUCCAAUCACCAAUGAACUGUUACAUUAUACAGAGAAACCAGAGACUUUUGUGAGUGACUUAAUAAACUGUGGUGUUUAUGUAUUCACCCCUGAAAUUUUUACUGCCAUUCAGGAUGUCUCCACACACCGGGAAGGCAGAGCUAAUCUACGUCGAGUGUCCAGCUUUGAAGCCCUGCAGUUAGCAACAAGGACCCUUCCUACAGAUUUUGUUAGAUUGGAUCAAGAUAUCUUGUCACCUCUUGCUGGAAAGAAACAACUGUAUACCUAUGAGACCAUGGACUUCUGGGAACAGAUCAAAACUCCAGGAAUGUCAUUGAAGUGUUCUGCUCUGUAUCUUGCUCAGUUUCGGUUUACCUCUCCUCAUCUCCUAGCUAGUGGAGAUGGCACCAAAAGUGCUACGAUUACUGGUGAUGUUUAUAUUCAUCCAUCAGCAAAAGUACAUCCAACUGCAAAGAUUGGUCCCGAUGUUUCAAUUUCAGCAAAUGUCCGUGUAGGAGCAGGUGUGAGGCUUAUAAGUUGCAUUAUCUUGGAUGAUGUUGAUAUAAAGGAAAAUGCAGUUGUUAUGCAUGCUAUUGUUGGAUGGAAAUCGUCUCUGGGGAAAUGGUCUCGUGUGCAGGCUGAAGGAGACUACAACACUAAGCUUGGAAUUACCAUCCUUGGAGAAGCAGUGACCGUUGAAGAUGAAGUUGUGGUAAUUAACAGCAUUGUUCUCCCAAAUAAGACCCUUAAUGUCAGCGUACAGGAGGAGAUCAUUCUGUGAGAAUGAUGAAACUGAGAUUCCACAAGAACUUGGCAGUCCUUCUCACUUGAGUUUCCUUUCUUUUACCUUUCUAUAUCAAGAGUAAAUCAUAUUGCUGAAGAAGAGAUGAUUCAACAGGAUAGGAAUCUUCUUUGCCACCACAAGUGUGUAAUGUUGAGAAAGCUGAUCUCUUUCUCUCUUUAACAGGUAUUUUUCAAGAGAAAAAAAAUAAAAUCAUAUUUUUGUUCUUUACCUUAUUUGGACCCAGAGUUUGUACGCAAUGCGCAUAACUAAGUCGAUGCUUUGAGAUUUCUGUUACAAAAGGUUAUAAUCUGACCUUUAAUUUAAAGCUAAUACAUUUCCCUUUUCUACACA